UACCCCCAACAAGUCAUUUCCAACUUCUUUUUCUAUAUUUAUACCUAAAAACCCUAUUUAUUUCCCAUUUCUUCUACAACUUUCCACUCUUCUCGAUCUUUCCGCUACCACUCUCUCUCUUCUACUUCACUACUUCCUCUUCCUUCAACAGCCAUGGGUGGUGCCAAGGUCAAGAUCGGAAUCAACGGAUUCGGAAGAAUCGGACGUUUGGUUGCCAGAGUUGCUUUGAAGAGAGAUGAUGUUGAACUCGUUGCCGUUAACGAUCCUUUCAUCACCACUGAUUACAUGACAUACAUGUUUAAGUAUGACAGUGUUCACGGUCAGUGGAAGAACGACGAACUCACCGUCAAGGACUCUAACACUCUUCUCUUCGGUCAGAAGCCAGUUACUGUCUUUGCACACAGGAACCCAGAAGAGAUUCCAUGGGCCAGCACUGGUGCUGAUAUCAUUGUUGAGUCUACUGGUGUCUUUACUGACAAGGACAAAGCUGCUGCUCAUUUGAAGGGUGGUGCCAAGAAGGUCAUCAUUUCUGCUCCCAGUAAAGAUGCUCCCAUGUUUGUUGUUGGUGUUAACGAGAAUGAAUACAAGCCAGAGUAUGACAUUAUUUCCAAUGCUAGCUGCACCACCAACUGCCUUGCACCACUUGCAAAGGUUAUUAAUGACAGGUUUGGCAUUGUUGAGGGUCUCAUGACCACUGUCCAUUCCAUUACUGCCACCCAGAAGACUGUUGAUGGACCAUCAAGCAAGGACUGGAGAGGUGGAAGAGCUGCUUCAUUUAACAUCAUUCCCAGCAGUACUGGAGCUGCUAAGGCUGUCGGCAAAGUGCUUCCUGCCUUGAACGGAAAGUUGACCGGUAUGUCAUUCCGUGUCCCAACUGUGGAUGUCUCUGUUGUUGACCUUACAGUGAGGCUCGAGAAGGCCGCCACCUAUGACCAAAUCAAAGCUGCUAUCAAGGAGGAGUCCGAGGGCAAGUUGAAAGGAAUCCUUGGUUACACUGAAGACGAUGUGGUCUCCACUGACUUUAUUGGUGACACCAGGUCAAGUAUCUUUGAUGCCAAGGCAGGAAUUGCCUUAAAUGACAAGUUUGUUAAGCUUGUCUCAUGGUAUGACAACGAGUUGGGUUACAGUACCCGUGUGGUUGACCUCAUUGUUCACAUUGCUAAACAACUUUAAGUUGGAACUGCGGUUGGUAGUGCUAUAAAUUGGCCUACUUUUGUUUCUUUACCAUCCAUUAGCCUAGCGGCAGUUGGGCCUCUUUUCAUGUAAUAAGUUGAUUUGCUGUACUAGUGAAGUUUACAUGUUAUGAACUGCAGUGUUUUUGGUUGCUUAGUAGUACAUUAAGCAAUGAGCUGUUUUGGAUUUUGAUGUAUUGGCUGAGUUUUAUUGGUGUGAUAAAUAAAUCAUUUCCGUCA
This is a messenger RNA of Vicia villosa (hairy vetch), 1412 nucleotides long. RefSeq names its product glyceraldehyde-3-phosphate dehydrogenase, cytosolic. Gene Ontology annotation, molecular function: oxidoreductase activity, acting on the aldehyde or oxo group of donors, NAD or NADP as acceptor; NADP binding; NAD binding. NCBI's taxonomy places the organism in Eukaryota, Viridiplantae, Streptophyta, Magnoliopsida, Fabales, Fabaceae. The record is from RefSeq and is a predicted model, not a curated record. The coding region runs from base 154 to 1173 and encodes 339 amino acids. The transcript is spliced from 12 exons. Gene Ontology annotation, biological process: glucose metabolic process.